Clonostachys solani is the source of this 2223-nucleotide messenger RNA. NCBI's taxonomy places the organism in Eukaryota, Fungi, Ascomycota, Sordariomycetes, Hypocreales, Bionectriaceae. The record is from the annotation of a GenBank genome assembly.
AUGCAGACGGAUAGCAUGGUUGUCGGCUCCUCGUUUUGUGACUGGAUGUUUGUUCUACUCUCGGCCACGCUGAUCGCGCAGGGCAUCCAGUACGUCCAGUGUGCUGAGUCACGUUUUAGCUGGCCUCCAGCGCUGCGGCCCGUCCUGGAGGCCGCUGUGGGGAUCGCCAACAGCGCUGUUGCAGUGGUGGCCGCGGCCUUUAGCUCUCCUCGAUCUCUCCCCCGCACCGUCAGGCGGCGACACGAAAGAGAAAGGGAAAAGCGAGCAGCCAGAGCCCUCAAGCGUUCCAACAGUGCGAAGAUCAGUGUCAAUCGCGCGGGUGCCAAACAAACGGCUGCCGUUGGCGCGCAGCCACUGCCGCCACCGGUCUGCAAUCACGAUGACGAGGGCUCCCACUCUCAGGCUGCUCCCAAGGCAUGCUCCAAGGCCAACAGCAACAUCAAGGCAACGGCAGGAGCGCAGGUGACCACCUGCUACCGGUACUUCGCCAACUACGUUUCCUCCACUGACAACAACCUCCUCUGCCAUGAGGCCAAUGAAGCCGGACCGAAGCCCUCCCAACAUGCUGCUCUCUGCGACGCUCCCCUUGAUGCUCCCUACGAUCAUGAUGGUGCCCACAAGCCUGUCGUAGUCCACCCUCCGCCCCAACGCGACGAGCCCACCGACCAAAAAUCGAACAGUGCUGCCGCCUCUCCCUCAACCGCGGCACACGACGAAGACAAGUGGCAAAUCGAGGACCAGUCGCGAGGUGUCUUUGUUCGCUGGGUCUUGGCCAAUGCCGUCUUGUCUGCGGGGAUUGUCAGCUUCGGUGGUGUGGCUCAGGGCUCGCAAUCGACGGGCGGUUGGGCGCCGUCCGCGGAUGGGGCAGGCGGCAAGGGGAGAAGUAGUAGAGGUAGUGGUAAUAAUAAAAAGGGCCCGGGCAAACGCAAACGGGGCCAAGAUGAUGGUAGAGACGAGAAGAAGCGCGGCGGCCCAGGCCCCUUCCAUCGCCACGAUGACGAGGGCGAGUGGGACGGCCGCUUUCUGGCGUGUCCGUACUACAAGAUGGAUCCGCACCGCUAUUCUCGCUGCUGGGCAAAGUAUGAGCUCAAGCGCUUCGCUGAUGUGAAGCAACACCUGAUUCGCUGCCACAAGGUGAAGGAGUACUACUGUAGCAGAUGCUGUCUCGUGGAGUUUGAGGACCAUGACGCGUGGGAGCUGCACUCGCAGAGCUGCAACGAGCCCAAUACUGCCUUGAGACCGGAGAACUUCACCGUGGACGAGAUCGAGCACCUGGCGUAUGCCCCGCGAGGUGCUACCGAUGAGAGAAAGUACUAUUGGGCUUGGGAAACUUUCUUCUUUAAGCAUCCUGCGCCGGAAUCACCUUACGUUCCCGAUUACCUGACUGAAACCCGGUCGAUUCUCUCCCCAGACUUCCAGGCUGCACUCCAGACAGCCCUGCUCUCCCCACCUCCCGCCAUCAACAUCGAGCGGGCAGAGGGCGAAGACAUGACCGCCUGGCUUUCACGCUUGAGCGACUACCUUGGCCGCCGGAUGCUGGAGCUUGCGAGCCAGGCAGAACAUCCUCGGAGGCUUAGGUUCCCUCCCAGCGAUGCCCAUGCCGACGCUCAUGCUCCUCCUCCCCAUGCGAACCAUCUCCAUGCCCAUCCCCAUGCGAACCGUCCAGCGGUUGCCUUACAGCAGCCUCAGCAGCCUCCUCCUCAGCCCCAGCCUCAUCCCCCACCACAGCCACAGCCCGUGGCUCCGGCACAUGCCCCCGCUGUUGCUGGCCUGUUUCCCACUGUAGCUCACCCGCUACAGGUGCCUCCUUCACUGCUGCCCCAUCACCAAAGCUCGCUGCCGCAUCGUGUUCAGCGGUCAGCCUCUGCUGCUGCCCGGGCUGCUUCAGCGGCUGCCUCUCCCUCUGGCGUUGGCACCACAAUCUCUCCAUCUCUCCUCAAUAUGGGCAUGGGGAUGAAUAUGUACUAUCAAAACUCUCAUCAUCAACCUCACCCUCGUCAGCGGUCCCAUCGCCCGGCUCGUCCCUCCCCAAUCCCCCCGCUGGACCAGGAAGAAAUCCCGAUCGACCCUAAUUUAUCCUACCUCGAUCCUCCUCCUCCUCCUCCACCGGCUCCCCAAGGUCCACCCGGGAACACGAAUCAACCUGCUAAUGCUGACCUAUCUGACGAUGACAAUGAUGAUGACGAUGACUUCGACUACGGUGCAUAUUUUUCUCUGCCAUGA